AGCGCGCAGUGGACCGCUCGUCCUCUCAGUCACUUGCAAGAGGGAAACAGCCUCCGGAACGCACCGCAUCAUCCUACAGAGAGAAAACAUGUUUCCUCCACCGCCAACCUUCACCGUGGAGAAAAGUCCCAUUAAAGGAUUAUACUAUGGAAGAUGUUAGUUGUUUCGACCACUAAUCUGUGUUAAAAAAGAGGAUAUAAUCCAAGGUACCCUGUUAGGAAAAACUGCCCGGAUUGGGAUUUAAUAUCAGACAGUUGGUGAAAAUGGCGUCAUGGCGGCUGGUCAGUCUCCUGGCGGUGUGGACUGUUGUGUUGGUUCUGGCUCAGUGUUGCCCAGAGCCCUGUAGCUGUCUGGAUAAAUACUCCCACCAGUUCGCUGACUGUGCCUACAAAGACCUGCUGUUAGUUCCCGUAGGCCUCCCCUUCAACGUCACCACCCUCUCUCUCUCCGCCAACAAGAUCAAACUCCUGAAGGCCAAGAGCUUUAUUAACGUCACCCAGGUGACCUCCCUAUGGCUGGCCCACAAUGAGAUUGUGACCAUGGAGAGGGACACUCUGGCCCCGCUGAUUCAGCUGCGCAACCUGGACCUCAGCUACAAUAAGAUCAUCAACUUCCCCUGGGAGGACCUGGUCAACCUCACUGUCCUUCAGCUGCUCAAAAUGAACAACAACGAGAUGAUCAACCUCCCUAAAGAUUCCUUCUCCACUCUCAAAGACCUGAGGUCCCUGAGGAUCAACAACAACAGGUUCACUACUAUAGUUCAGGGGACCUUCAGCUCUCUGAGCUCCAUGUCUCACCUUCAGAUCUACAACAACCCCUUCACCUGCUCCUGCAGUCUGGAGUGGCUCAGAGACUGGAUCACGGAGUCUAAGAUCUCUGUCCCGGAGCAGGACUCUAUCAUCUGCGAGGCCCCUGAACAUCUGAAAGGGGCCCUGGUGACCAAGAUGCCCAAGCUGGAAUGCAAGGCCCCGACGGUGUCCAUCACCUAUCAGCCCAACCUGGAAAACACUGAGCUAUACGAAGGGUUUAUGGUGAUCCUCAAUUGUGAUACCAAGGGCAACCCCAAACCAGAGGUCAGCUGGGAGGUAGUGAAGGCAGGGAACCAGAAGUUCACAUUCAGUUUGCCCUCUGAGGUCAGCGAGAAAAGCGACUCACCGAUCAACGAUAAAACUACCAACGGCCGGUUCCUGGUCUUCCAGAACGGCACUCUGAUCAUCCCCCGUAUCAGCAAGAAGGAGGAUGGUAACUACAGCUGCUCAGCUGUCAACGACCUCGGUAAAGCAGACAGCACAGUGAAGGUAGUGGUGACGGGCACCAAGAAACAAGCCAGUAACUCCAUGCUGGACACCACGGCAGAUAAGAUCCCCCGUCCGUCUGGUGGAAACAAGCCGGGGCCUAAGAUGACCAACAACAUCAUCAACUGGCCCAAGUCCGACUCCGAGAAGACCAAGAACCUUCCAACUGGGUCAUCUGUUAAACACGCUGAUGGCUCAGUGCAGGCUGGCGAGGGCUCAGAGGAGCUUCCGUUUACUAGUAAAUGUGGUAUCAGCGAUGGCACUCAGUACAUCUCCAAUCACGCAUUCAACCUCAGUCUGGACCAGCUGAAGCAGUACACCUUUGAUUUUGGCGUCAUCGCGUUGGAAGUGUCAGAGACCGAAGCCAAAGUGCAGCUGAAUCCUCUCCAGCUCCCCAACAGUAAGAACAACCUUCACCUCAGCCACAAUGAGAACCUAGAGACCGUCGACAAGGAGCCUUUCAGCCUCUAUCAAGCCUCAACCAAAACCCCUCUGGACAUGCUCUAUCUGUGUUUUAACACUGGUAACGGACACUCUGUGGUGCAGUGGUCCCGGAUAGAGGAAGGGAUCAACACCUAUAAGUUUCAGGGCCUACAGCCAGGCACUAACUACACCCUGUGUCUGACCUACGGAGGGCAGGACUGUCAGGUCCAGGUUGUCUUCACAACCAGGAAGAAGAUUCCUUCUCUGUUAAUCAUAGUGGUGGUUAGUACCUUCCUGUUGGCGCUGGCUACAGUCCCUCUGCUGGGAGCAACCUGCUGUCAUCUCUUAUACAAGUACCAGGGAAAGACGUAUAAACUGAUCAUGAAGGCGGCGCAGAAGAACCCAGAUCAAAUGGACAAACAAAUGGUCGGUGGUGAUUUCGACCCCCGGGCGUCGUUUGUGGAGUUGGAAAAGAAUUUUAACCCGAGUGAAAUGGAAGACGGAGAGGGAGAGGACGGAGAGGACGCCGACGGGGAGGAGGUGGAGGGGAGCAUGGUUACCGAGUCCAUCCCAGGUUCUACGUCUAAAUUCGAGGUGGGCUCUGAGUACAGCGAUAGAUUACCGUUGGGGGCGGAGGCGGUGAAUAUCUCUGAAGAUGGAAACGGUAAUUACAAAGAGCCGAGUCGCUGAAGCAGAGCUGUGUGAUGCUAC
Molecule: messenger RNA, 2429 nt
Organism: Oncorhynchus nerka (sockeye salmon)
Lineage: Eukaryota; Metazoa; Chordata; Actinopteri; Salmoniformes; Salmonidae
Gene: islr2
Product: immunoglobulin superfamily containing leucine-rich repeat 2
Exons: 3
Coding region: 264-2408 (714 amino acids)
Molecular function (GO): protein binding
Source: RefSeq, a predicted model, not a curated record